CUAAGCCUCAUUUCCUCCCGAGCUCGUAGCCGUCGAGUGCUUGUGCAAAAUAUUUCAGAAAUGAGUGGCGAAACGUCUGUGACAUUUCUAAUUCCCGAGAGUUCAUGCCAGAAAGAUUUUGAAGUCUGGGCUUUGUUUGCUGAUGGUGCAAAAGAAAGCGUUCUCAUUUGUGACUGGGUAGACAAGUACCACUGUAGCAGUGCUCCAGGAUAUACCCAUACACUUGAAAACACCACUGCUCUAAUCACAGUACCACUUGACUUGGAAAAGAAACCUGACCAUUUCAUCUGUAACUCUCUCUUUAAUCCUAAGACUGACGCCAGCUGGUGCUAUUGCAGAAAAGCAGAGUUUAUCCCGGGACAGCCUGACAGUGAUAGUCCUGGGCAGGUUGCUUUAAUCGUGGGCCUGAGCGUGCCCUUGGUCCUCUUGUUCCUGGUCCUGGUCCUGGUCCUGGUCGGGUUUUUAAUCUGCAAAUAUUAUUUUGGACGAACCUUAUCAAUGUCCACACGUGAUCCUAAUGUGAGGACUGGUGAGUUCGAACCUUUGAGAAACCGAAUUAAGUAUAGAGCUGAUCGACCUUCUAGUGAUCCUAAUGUGUAUGUACUUGUGAGGAAGGACGUACCGCACAUUUCUGCGACUGACUCACAGAAAACUUUACUGACCUUUUUUCCAUGUGGAACUGUGUCUCCAAGAAAGAGGCCGAUGACGCAAAAGCCCCAUCCUGAAUUUUACAACACAAGGAGAGAAUCAGUUUAACUGUACAGAAAAUCCACCUUCUAGAACUUUUAUCAUUAAAACAAGCACGUCAUCUGUCCUCCAGACUUACAAAGAACUUUGAUGAGUUUGCCAACUUUAUUGUUGUGUGUUUCUAUCCAUUUCAUCGAUUAUGAUGACUGGAAUGGUGAUGGGACUGGAAUGAUUUAUAUUUGUGAACAUACCAGGUGACUAUAACAUAAGAGUGUUCACAAUACAGAGACAGGGUGGAGGAAGAGAGAGAGACGUCCUUCUUUGCAAAUAAUUUGUAAAACUUGUUAUUUGAUACCACGGUAUUACAAGAAAUACAUUCAGAUUUGUUUUUGCUUUAUUUGUAAGGUCCCAACAAAUUGCAACAAUCCACAUGAUGUAAAUUUGCAGCUUUUUGUGAUGUUUUAAUAAGAUACUGGUACAGCUGAAUGUUAAAUGUGUGGUCAGUGCCUGUACUUGCAUACCUUGGUGUAUAAAAAAACCCAUUAGUAGGUUGACAAAGGCUGCUGGUCUUUAGUAGACACCAAGCUCUCACCUUUGGCGCACAUAUAUGUCCAUUAUCAAGCCAGUAUCUAGUCACCUUUUCGUGUGUGCAUUUAUCGAUUUGUACUGAACAUUACUUCAUGUAAUUAUUACUUAAAUUAUCAUCUAGUGACAAGGAUGGUUCUUAAGAUGUAAGCAUGUCAUUGUAUCAGUUAGAAAACUGUUGUUAACCCAACAUCUAAUUCUUUUAAGUAUAUUUGUGAAAUAAAACGGGAAUGAGACUUUCAGGGACGCGUUCAAUUCACAAUUUCACACCACUCGAACUCACUGUGUACACACGUACCCACACGUGUUCUUUCGCUCAUAUAUCACAUAGAUUUGACGUGGGCAGCGACAUUUUUAUUAUUCAACAUUAAACAUUAAACACACACAUUAUUGCGAAUUAUAUACAGUAUGAAUGUCUUUCACGCGGCAACUUAUAAAUCAAAUUGGACGAAUUUUUUGUGUGUGAAUAGUUCGCUAAAUUCCUACUUACCCACACAACCACACUGCCUGGAGUAAUCGUCUGAGAGAAAAAAAGAAACUUCCUAGCAUAAUCCUCCUUUUUCCGGUCCAUAAAUUGAAAGUGCUGUCUCGGCAACACCUGGAUUAUAUGUCUACGAAUAAAUUCUUUUGGAAACAACACACAAGUUCCAAAGCGCAAUCUCCGCACACUGUGUCCGCCUCUAGUCCCUUCUCUCAGCCGUCUGCUGUCUUCCAAAAUCUUUUCUCCAUACGUACCAUCUACAAUUGCGUCAUAAUAUGACGUCAGGUUUUGACACCAAACCACUACGCAGAAACCACACUCACACACUGGUAAGGGCCAUAAUCCCUGCCUACCUAUUCCUAACAUUGUGCACAUUCAGAAAUGGAUAUAUAUAUAUAUUUAACAUUUUUUAUUUUAAAUAUGUUUAUCCUAAAAAUAAAAUUGUUGUAUAAAAAUAACUCCUACUAGGAUUUUUUUAGACUCACCAGUCUUCUGUGCUUGUAAGCUAUGCAUAUUAACCAUCUAAAAACAAAUGCAAGGUCAUGAUUAUUACAUGUAUAAUUUUUUUAUAAACGCUAAAGACAAUAAAAGAAGCAUGUACAUGCACAGCUGGUAUAACAUUUUAUCGCUAAAUAGCAAAAAAGAUGGUCACAACAUGGAGAGCUGAUAAAUCAGAUGUUAGCUAUAUUUCUGUAAAUAUUUCUGAAUAUACCUACAUUUUUGUAAAUUGAAACUGUAACAUUAAGAAAAAUAUGAUAAAAUCAUUACCAUUUCUAGAAAAAGUGACAGAAAAGUCACAUUAAACACAGACAAUACAUAUAAGAGCAUUUGAACAGACAGCUUGGAAAUAGUAAAUAAAUGAACUACUUGAAUGCCAUAGUUAAUUCUGUAAUGUUUAGUGCUUUAAAUCAUAUGUAUGUCAUAUUUGUGUGAUUAUUACUUUGUCUUUAGAGUGUCAAAUGGCCCAUGUAUUUCAACAGUGCUUUAGAAAAUAGACAUGCUAAUACUAGUCUGCAUACCACUCUCUGCUUAUGUGGUUCCAUAUGUGCUAAAUCUAUUAAGCGCCUUGCUUGAGCUGCUGUAGUAACAGGAUUUUAUAAAUCUUAUGUAUAUACUGCUGCUUCGGCAUACUAUAGCCUUAACUAUUUGCUAGAAUUGUGAAGCUCUUUGUUUAUGCUGUUGUAGUUCAUGGUUUUUAAAAUCUCAUGCAUAUACUGCUGUAAUGGCAUACUAUAAUCACAAUUUUUAAAACUCUUAUGAAAGGGAUGUGAUUAUAAACAGAAUUGUGUAUGUGUGUGUUUAUGUGAUAACAUUUACAUCUAAGUUUAGUAUUAUAUUUACAUUUUUAUAUGUAUAUUAUACCCACAUAUUAUCCGUGUAGUUGUUUUGAAAUUUUUAACCAUUGUUUAAUACAUAUUUUCUUGAAGUGGCAUUUUUAGUCAUUAUGACAACAACAAAUAAACAGUCUUUUAAAGAUGUCUCUAUUUUUGAAGUAUCAAAAUAUUCACAUCUGUGUUUGUGUGUGUUUUAGUUCAUUAUAAACAUAAAUGGAUAGAUGUGUGCUUAUAUGCUAACAUUCAAAAUAUUCACAUCAAUACAUCUGCGUUGGUGUUUUGUGUUUUUUUUUCUCCAAUAGUAAACCUGUCGAUAAUUUGAAAGUUUUUUUUAAAAGAAAUUAUUAUCUGUAGCCAGCAUAGCUUUGGACUGAAAAACAGCUUUUAGUUAUACCGACCCUUCUUCCUCAGUGACAUGAAAGUCAUAUUUAAAUUUAUAUUUAAAUCUU
Pomacea canaliculata is the source of this 3536-nucleotide messenger RNA. RefSeq lists its product as uncharacterized. The coding region runs from base 61 to 756 and encodes 231 amino acids. The transcript is spliced from 10 exons. The record is from RefSeq and is a predicted model, not a curated record. Lineage: Eukaryota; Metazoa; Mollusca; Gastropoda; Architaenioglossa; Ampullariidae.